AUAUCUUUAAAAAUGUAUUAACAAUGGGGAGUAGGACACAAGCAGUUUAUCCUUCAAAACUGCUUCGCCAGAAUGGACCAAGGUUGACCCCUGCUGAUAGAAGAUACUGGGAGGAAGUGAGGGAUGAAAAUUUGAGAUUAUUUCAUACAAUUCAGGUGAACAGUGGAGCCAAGCCUCAUCAUGCAGACAGAGGAAAUUCCGUCUCCUUCGCACCGGAAGUAAAGCCCUUAUUACGAAGUCAAACUCCGUCGGAGAAAAAAUACUGGAGAGGGGUUGAGACAGAAAACCUUCGACUUCUAAAUAGAAUACUCAAAAUACAGGGGUACGCUAAACGAAGUCGAUCUGUUUCUACACCACCUUCAUAUCCCUACCCUAAACCUAGAACUCAGUAUCCUAGUGAGCUUGAAUACUGGUCUAAAGUUAGAAGAGAAAAUAUUCGUCUUCUCAAUACUAUUUUGGAUAUCAAGACCCGACCUCCGAGUAGAGGUCGAUCUCUCACUCGACCUCCCAGACCAGAUCUUAGAGGAUUUAACCCGGGAAAACCUCAAGGAAAGUUGAAAGGAAUAUUGAAAUCAAAAGAUUCUCAAUAUCAGAGCUCUCUUGGAGUCCGGGAAUGUUAUGAUUGAGCCUAAAGAGAUUAAUAUUCAGAGCGAGAAGGACAGUCUAAUGUUUGGUUGCAAAGAUGGAAGACCACCACCUUGGAAAUAGAAUAAUUUUCUUAAAUUUAAUCAAUAUUAUGACAAAAUUAUAGCUCUGAUUUUUGCAUUGUAAACCUGCUACAUUACAUCCCUGGUUCCAGGAUUGUAAUUAUCAGGGAUUUAAUGGUGUAAAAAGUUCUAAAGAAAUGUUAGUAAAUAAAUAGUUUUUACCUAAUAAAAAAAUAAAAU
This is a messenger RNA of Eurytemora carolleeae, 887 nucleotides long. RefSeq lists its product as uncharacterized. The coding region runs from base 24 to 626 and encodes 200 amino acids. The record is from RefSeq and is a predicted model, not a curated record. The transcript has 12 exons. NCBI's taxonomy places the organism in Eukaryota, Metazoa, Arthropoda, Copepoda, Calanoida, Temoridae.